AUGGAGGAUUCUGAUUCUCAGUCUCCAUUUUCUCCCUCCAGUCUCCUUUGUCAAGAAACUGAAACUUGCUAUGAUGAAGACACCUUCCUCGUCACGCUAAGUACAGAAGAAGACGAUGAAUAUGUGCAAAUGGUGGUGAAUAGUGAGAUCAGUUUCUUUGACUCUUCUUCUCACAUUAUAAUCAGUCACUGGAUUAAAUGCGCUCGCUCGGACGCAGUCACUUGGAUUCUUAAUAAAACAGCAUUGUUCGGAUUCCAAUUCCAAACAGCCUACUUAUCAGUGGCAUAUCUUGAUCGGUUUCUCUCAAGGCGACUUAUUGAUGGUGAUAAGAAAUAUUGGGCCAUUCGAUUACUAUCCGUGGCAUGUUUAUCUUUGGCGGCAAAGAUGGAGGAAUGUACAGUUCCAGCACUUUCGGAGUUUUCUGUGGAGGAAUUCAAUUUUGAAAGCAAAGUCAUACAGAGAAUGGAGCUUCUGGUAUUGAAUACAUUGGAAUGGAGGAUGGGCUUUGUUACUCCUUUUGCUUAUAUUCAUUACUUCAUCACUAAGUUGUGCAAGGACUCUUCCUCAAGAAACAUUGGGUCUACAACUGUGGGAGCUAUCUUGGCUACAAUGAGAGAUGAUUCCAAUUUAAUGGAGCAUAGACCAUCUGUUAUAGCUGUGGCUGCUGUAUUGGUGGCAUUGGAUCAAAAAUUAACUAGACAGUCUUUAGAGGUCAAGAUUAAUGCCUUGUUUCCAAGUGGAUUUCUUGAAAUUGAGGAUGUGUUUUCUUGUUAUACUCGAAUGCGGGAUUUAAACAUCGAGAAAAUUAAAUUACCUAACCAUAUGAUAUCCCCAAUUUUGUCACCAAUACAAAUGAGAAUGCCCAAUGUUAAUGAAAAUUCUGCCAAAAGAAAGAGGCUUACAUUUGAUGAUAAUGAUCAAAACUAUGGCACACCUGAGGAGAAGGCGAAACGACACGGCUAG
This is a messenger RNA of Ilex paraguariensis (yerba mate), 963 nucleotides long. Lineage: Eukaryota; Viridiplantae; Streptophyta; Magnoliopsida; Aquifoliales; Aquifoliaceae. The record is from the annotation of a GenBank genome assembly.